Messenger RNA from Penicillium brevicompactum, 957 nucleotides. Its product is annotated as PP2C family serine/threonine-protein phosphatase. Gene Ontology annotation, molecular function: cation binding; protein serine/threonine phosphatase activity. Bases 1 to 957 code for a protein of 318 amino acids. The transcript is spliced from 5 exons. Gene Ontology annotation, biological process: protein dephosphorylation. The record is from RefSeq and is a predicted model, not a curated record. NCBI's taxonomy places the organism in Eukaryota, Fungi, Ascomycota, Eurotiomycetes, Eurotiales, Aspergillaceae.
AUGGUGCUGGCCCACAGAGCUCUGAGGGACAAAUUCUUCAAGGACAGAGUCGUGUCUCCCACUGAUGCCGCAACCCUUUUUGGCGCCGGGGCUGGCCAGGCCCAAGGAGGAAGACAAUAUCAAGAAGAUCGAUGUACAGUGAUCGCCCCAGAGCAAUUUCCUUCCAAGACGAAGGAAAAGAUCGCAUUUUUUGCGAUUUAUGACGGACAUGGCUCAGAACUGGUCUCUGAUCAUGUUCACCAGACUCUGCACCACAUCAUCGCACAUCGUCCCGAGUUCGAACGAGAAGAUUGGGCAGGGGCCAUCAAAGCGGCGCUGGCAGAGGAAGACCAGAUGCUCCUGGAUCGGUUCAAGAAUGAAACAGCCGAACCAGCGAUAUCGGGAUCAACGGUGGCAGUAUGUUGCAUCAAUCUGACUCAGGGGGAGCUGGUGGCCUCCAAUCUGGGCGACUCGCAUGUCAUUCUGGCUGAGCGCGACCCGAAAACCGAGCACCCGUAUCACGUUAGACGUCUCACAGAGGCUCACAAGCCCGAGGUGCCCAGCGAAAAGGCGCGCAUAGAGGAAGCGGGUGGAGAAGUGAUCAAUCGCAGUGGCACUCACCGUCUAGGAUCGUUGAAUAUGUCUCGAGCGGUGGGCGACCUGCAGUACAAAAACCCCGUGAACACGUUGGCGGAGCAGUCGGUGCAGUCGGAAUCACGGGGGAACUUCCUAUCCAAUGAUCCGUAUACUUCCCGGCGGACACUCCACACGGACCGCCGAUACUUACUUUUGGUGGUAUCCGACGGAGUUACCGAUCGAGUGGAUGAUGCCAACCUGGUCAAGCACGUGAUGAAAUUGUCGAUGCGGGGGAAGCCAGCCAGUGAGAUUGCACAGGAGAUUGCCACCAAUAGUGCGAGUCGACCUCAGAGUGAUAAUGCCUCUUGUAUUGUUGCGAUGAUCGACGGACGGGAAUCAUGA